Molecule: messenger RNA, 552 nt
Organism: Ricinus communis (castor bean)
Lineage: Eukaryota; Viridiplantae; Streptophyta; Magnoliopsida; Malpighiales; Euphorbiaceae
Exons: 1
Coding region: 1-552 (183 amino acids)
Biological process (GO): DNA integration
Molecular function (GO): nucleic acid binding
Source: RefSeq, a predicted model, not a curated record
AUGGUAAUGGAAGAAAUGUACAAAGGGACGUGCAGGCGUCACAUGAACGAUAUAGUAUUGACUAGGAAAAUCAUGCAUCCAGUAUAUUAUUGGUUGAUGAUGGAGAAGGAUUGCGAAGCCUUGUUAAGGAAGUUCUGUGAGUGCCAAUUGUACAGUGACCUAAGUGAUUUACCUCCGACUAAACUUCAUAAUCUGAUGUCUCUAUGGCUUUUUACAGCUUGGGAAAUUUACAUUAUCAGAGAGAUAAAGCCUCUUUCAAAUGGGCAUAAGUCCAUAGUUGUGGUGAUCGACUACUUCUUUAAAUGGGUUGAGGCUGAGUCACUCAUUACUAUAGAGGUAAGGCAGAUUAUAAAGAGGAACCUGAUUUGUAGAUAUGGAGUCCCGUAUCACAUUGUGACAAACAAUGGCAUGCCACUUAUGGGUGAGAUGACAAAUUUCCUAGAAGAGUACAAGAUUGAACAUCACAGGUCUUCCCCAUACAGACCUCAAGCGAAUGGCAUGGUUGAAGCAGUCAACAAGAACUUAAAGAAGGUACUCUUGAAGAUGAUGUGA